AUGUCACAAGAAGCAGACGCGCAAGUCUUGACAGGCAAGGCAAAGAAGGCCAAGCGUUCCGAGGAGAGAUACAAGAAGAACAAGAAGAGCAAGGUCGAGGGGACCACCGACGACACACCAAAGAACGACGAACCCGCCGCGGAAGCAGACGACUCAAAUGCCACAUCAGACAAGUCUUCGUCCAAGAAGCGCAAGCGAUCGCAAGAAGAAAAGGAGCAGCAAGCACCCGCGGAAGACGCAGCCCCCGCCGAGCCCAAGCAACAAAAGAAGCGCAAGAAGGAGCCCUCGGCCAACAAGGAGCCGUUAGCGAAGAAAGAAGGAGAUGCGACCACUACAACAGAAGGCGACGAGGCAGCAAAGAACCAGCGCUUCAUCGUCUUCAUCGGUAACCUACCAUUCACGGCCACGACAGAGCAAAUCAAAGAGCACUUCGCAUCCAUCCAACCGCAAUCAGUGCGUCACUCGACCGAGAAGGGUACCAACAAGAGCAAAGGAUUCGCGUUCCUCGAGUUCGCCAACUACGACCGCAUGAAGACUUGCCUGAAGCUGUACCACCACAGCAUGUUUGACAGCGGUGUCGGCGGCGAGAGAGGAAAGCGCAGAAUCAAUGUCGAAUUGACGGCUGGAGGCGGUGGCAGCAAGUCCGAGGGUAGAAAGGAGAAGCUCAAGGAGAAGAACGUCAGACUGAACGAGCAGAGACAGAGAAGGGCAGAGGCCGAGGCCAAGCAGGAGAAGCGCAAGGCAGCAAAGGAGGCCAAGAAGGGUGGUGCUCCUGGAGCCAGGGAAGAGGAAGCUCCUGAGCCUGAGGUUGACGCAGGAGCACAGGAGGGCAUACAUCCUGCCAGACUGGCCAUGCUGCAAAGAAUAAACAACCGAUAG
Molecule: messenger RNA, 879 nt
Organism: Aureobasidium pullulans EXF-150
Lineage: Eukaryota; Fungi; Ascomycota; Dothideomycetes; Dothideales; Saccotheciaceae
Exons: 1
Coding region: 1-879 (292 amino acids)
Molecular function (GO): RNA binding
Source: RefSeq, a predicted model, not a curated record